This is a messenger RNA of Yarrowia lipolytica CLIB122, 1236 nucleotides long. RefSeq lists its product as uncharacterized. Gene Ontology annotation, biological process: positive regulation of transcription by RNA polymerase II; intracellular iron ion homeostasis; intracellular copper ion homeostasis. Lineage: Eukaryota; Fungi; Ascomycota; Dipodascomycetes; Dipodascales. The record is from RefSeq and is a predicted model, not a curated record. Gene Ontology annotation, molecular function: DNA-binding transcription factor activity, RNA polymerase II-specific; copper ion binding; RNA polymerase II cis-regulatory region sequence-specific DNA binding. Gene Ontology annotation, cellular component: nucleus.
AUGGUAGUCAUCGAAGGAAUCAAAUACGCAUGCGAACGAUGCAUCCGCGGCCACCGAGUGUCGUCGUGCACACACACCCAACAGCCGUUGAUCCGGAUCAAGCCCAAGGGACGACCCGCUACCCAGUGUCUGCAUUGUCGAGAGGCCCGCAAAAACAAGGCACUCCACGUCAAGUGCAAAUGUGGCUCCUCGUCCAGUAAACACGCCGCCACCUGCCCCUGCUACUCGGGCGGAGGCUGCAUCUGCACCAACAAACACCCCCAGGUGCUGCCUCCCAACUCCACCACCACUGGCGCCAACGGCUGCAUCGUUAUCAACAAGGCCGUCCUCGACGAGGGCUCCCAGCAGCAGGCCCAGCAGGCUCAGCAGCAGUCGCAGUCUCAGCAGGCCCAGCAGCAGCAGCAGCAGCCCCAGCCCCAGGCUUCUCCCAUCCUGCAACAGCCCCAGAUGCCCACACCCGUGCACACUACUAACGUGACCACACCUCCCGUGGCCACGCCGACACACUCGCACCGGGCCCUGUCGACCACACCAUCGUUAUCUCCUCAACCACAAUCGCCCCACUCACCGGAGAGCGCCCUCAAGUCGGUCAACUUCUUGGGCCGAACAAACUCGUCGUCAUCCCUGUCGUCGUUGCACUCGGGCCGAAACAAGAACCGGAUCGAAAAGGUGCGACCUUCGCAUAACUCGCUGAGUGCCGCCUCCCAGCUGGCCAACUCGCCGUCAUCGCCGUUCUACGCCGUGACGCCACCCGCCUGGGUCGACUCCCCCACCCUGGUGCCUACCGGUGCCCUCGACGCCUCGUACCUCCAGAUCCUCAACGAUGACCUUUCGUCGCCGCUGCUGGACUCGGACGUGUUCUCGUCGCUUGACAUGGAGCCCGUGGCGCAUUCCAACAACAACCACGGAGGCAUCCCUACCGGCGGCUCUCGUGCCCUCGCAUCUACAGACAUUAACUUUGACCGGUUCGAGUCCACCUCGCCGUCGUCGAUUCUGUCGUCGUGGAACCUUUGGGGUGGUGUCGGUGGCAGUGAUGCGCCCGAGAUGAGCGUGGCUGCCAACCCGUCGGCAUCGGCAUCGGCCUCCAGCAUCCAGACCCCUCCCAGCAGCAACGCCACGCCGGAGUGGGUCCAGGGCCAGCAACAGCCUUGCUCGGUGUCCCCGGCAGACGUCAUGCUGCCUUUCAAGAGGGAUGAUCAGGAGAGCGUGUUUUUGACGGAGCCGUUGUAUCUUUAG